This is a messenger RNA of Sabethes cyaneus, 1633 nucleotides long. RefSeq lists its product as uncharacterized. The transcript is spliced from 5 exons. The record is from RefSeq and is a predicted model, not a curated record. Gene Ontology annotation, molecular function: mRNA binding. Gene Ontology annotation, cellular component: cytosol. Lineage: Eukaryota; Metazoa; Arthropoda; Insecta; Diptera; Culicidae. The coding region runs from base 175 to 1098 and encodes 307 amino acids.
UCCGUGCCGUUCAGCUCUGUGUGAUUUUUUGCGGUGCGCUUUUUCGCCGCGACUCGCGCAAAAACAAGCAAAUUUUGCUUGCUGGACUGUUUUUGAGCUUUAUUUAUUUACGUUUCCUGCAUAUUUAGUUAGUACACCGUCCGGCGGACGCUGUCCUCUCCCACCGAACUGGCUAUGAUACCGAGAAAUAAAAUAUUCGUAGGCAGCUUACCGCCGUCCACCAAACCGGAGGAAAUACGGCGUCUAUUUGAAAACUACGGGGUUGUGACGGAAUGUGAUGUGAUGAACCGGUGUGCUUUUGUACACAUGCAGAGUCCGGAUAUGGUGGAGAACGCAAUACAAGCAUUACACAAUUCCACAUUUAAAGGAGUCACAAUUAACGUCGAACAUGGUCGUAGCAAGGAGCGAACCGGUGGAUCCUCUAGCCGCGGUGGUGGCGGCAAUCGUGGUGCUCCCAGAGGCGGUGGAAGUGGUGGAGGAGGAGGAGGCGGAGGCGGAGGAUUCCGGCAACAGGAUCGGUCAAAUUUCAAUGAUAAUCAGUCAGGAGGCCCAAUGAGGAAUAAUCAGAGUCGAGGAAAUUUCCGAAAUCAACCGUACGGAGGUGGUGGCCGCGGUGGUGGCUUUGAUGGACAAAACCAAGGCGGCGGCGGUGGUGGCGGUGGAGGAUAUCGUGGAAAUUUCAACCGUGGAGGUCGUGGUGGUUCCAACGAUCGUGGCAGCGGCGGACGGGGAGGCGGCUACAACGGCGGCGGCAAUCGAUUCUCUGGUGGACAACAAUUUAAUAGCGAAGAUAGACGGGGUUUCGCUCUUCCUAACGAGGGUGGCGGACGUUUUGCUGCUGGAGGUGCAGCCGGUGGAGUUGGUGCCGGAAGAAUUCCUCAGCACAGCGGAUUAGCCAUCAGCGCUCAGAAUGACCCGUUCACGCGUAGGACCGUGGAUGGCGCUGCACCUAGCGGAUACGGAAGCCGUGGAGGAUUCAAUCAGGGAAGCGCACACGGUACUUACCAAUCCUCCAAUUACAAUCAAGCUUUUCCGCCGCUAGGAAGCGAUCCACCUCGUGCGGCGAACCGUGGCCAGCAACAACCUUGGAUGCAAUAAUUGACAAAUCGGGAAGUCGCUUUCGGAAUGCGAUAAUGCGUGUUCCUUGUGCGAUUUGCAGCUUUUCUCGCGAAAAUUCUGUAUAGACAAAUCUCUUAUCUACAAUGCAGUCCUGUUGUGUUUGGAAUAGUCCAGUAUGUAGCGCCAUUCCGCGCUAUUUGUAUUAUUUGCAGGAGGAUAUUGCGCUAAAUCGCUUUUGUUUUUUCUCACUACCGUUGAUCAAUAGAAUGUCGCUGACAGAACCAACAAAUAGUUUUUAAUUCUGUUCGACCGGAAUUAAAGUAACCAUUAAUAUUAAAGGUUGUUCUUUUAACGCUCGUAUUUUUUUCUUUAUACAUCUUAUUAAUAAAUUCAUUCAUAGAUUUAAAUGUAAGCAAUUCCAAUCGAACGGAAUCCAGGGAUCAUUUCGGUCCUCUGCUUGGUUUGACUAUUUCUUAUGUUUGUGUUUCUCAACAACAGUAAGAAAGGAACUAUCUACGUACAUGUGUAAGAAUAUCAGAUUUAUCGAUCCAAAUAUAAUACAGUACAGUGACUC